AUGGCUGUAACUGCCUUUCCUUCCACGGGGGAUUCCCCAGAUCUCACCCUCCUCAAUACCGCUCGUCUCUUCACCCGCCUCGAGCAUAAUCUUCUAUCUCCAGGCUCCGAACUCCGCACAUUGCACGGGUCCGAGUUCCAGCGCAUGCGAAUCACAAAGAAUGUCGACUACGCACGCACCCUCCUCUCGCAGCUGGAGCGUUCCCUUUCACAACUAAAGUCUCCGGAACACCGACAUGAAGCACAAGCCGAGAUAGCACGCGACAGAAAUCUCCUCAAGCGAAUGCAAAUCGUCCUAGACGAGGAGAGUUCACGAACCGAGGAAAAUGAUAUCGAUACCGAAAGCGGGGAAUGGGACGAUCUAUUCAGCAAGCCAGUCACAAUGGAGAAAGUCACACCAUCAACAAAGGGAUCGCAAACUCAGUCCCUAGAAGAGAAGCGGGAUAUCACUACCACAAAACCCGCGACAGUAACAUCCGUACCUGCAUCUGUACCUGCAUCCGCACCCACAACGACAGUAUCCCCUACAUCAACCUUACCACCAACCUCAACCCCAACCUCCACACUCCGAAACAGAUCCACAGCGAAUCAAUCUCCAGAGUCAAAUAAUACCAGCACGGCCAAAGCAUCAGGAAGCAAUGCAAAUCCCAACUCCAAACUCAACACAACCGAACAAGCACUUAGCUCCCACAGACUCGAACAAGAGGAUCUUACUAGCUCGCUCUUGUCGCUUGCUGGUCAACUUAAGGCCUCGUCACAGUCUUUCCAGGCAACGCUGGAAAAUGAACAGUCGGUGCUUGAUCGUGCUGUGACGGGGAUGGAUAAAACCACGGCGACGAUGGAGGCGGCUGGGAAGCGGAUGGGUAUGAUAAGGAAGAUGUCUGAGGGCAAGGGGUGGUGGGGGAGAAUGAUGUUAUAUGCUUGGAUCUUUGGGUUGUGGAUUGUUGCGAUUUUGAUUGUUUAUGUGGGACCUAAAUUGAGGUUCUAA
Penicillium malachiteum is the source of this 987-nucleotide messenger RNA. RefSeq lists its product as uncharacterized. Gene Ontology annotation, biological process: retrograde vesicle-mediated transport, Golgi to endoplasmic reticulum. The record is from RefSeq and is a predicted model, not a curated record. NCBI's taxonomy places the organism in Eukaryota, Fungi, Ascomycota, Eurotiomycetes, Eurotiales, Aspergillaceae. Gene Ontology annotation, molecular function: SNAP receptor activity. Gene Ontology annotation, cellular component: SNARE complex; endoplasmic reticulum. Bases 1 to 987 code for a protein of 328 amino acids. The transcript has 2 exons.